Messenger RNA from Macrosiphum euphorbiae (potato aphid), 2646 nucleotides. The record is from the annotation of a GenBank genome assembly. Lineage: Eukaryota; Metazoa; Arthropoda; Insecta; Hemiptera; Aphididae.
AUGUCAGGAGAAGGGAAUAAACGGCAACGUUUAUCGGGUGCACAAUAUAAAAAAAAACGAAUUGAACGAGAAAAAGAUUCUGCUAAGCAACGGGUUGGUCUUCUUCAAUUUUUAAAACCAAAUCAACAAAUCGAACAUAAUUUGUCUGUGAAUAACUUUACGCUUCAUUCUGAAAAUAUUAGUAAUAACAGUACGAUUUGUGAGAAAAUAAUUGAUAAUGACGUCUCAAAAAGUCAUAUCGAUAAUGAGCAUCAAUCAAAUAAUGUUGAAGAUCCUGAAAAUAUUAAUAAUAACAACACGAUUUGUGAGGAAAUAAUUAAUAAUAAUAUCUCAAAUAAUGUUCAAGAUGAUAUUAAUAUCGUCUCUGAUGAUAGCAUUGACCUUACAUUUUUUGAGGAUCCAUCAAAAUGGCCUGAUCCAUUGAAUGAUGGACAUAGGUUAAUAUUAGUAAAAAAAUUUAAUAACCCAGUUCAGAUUAUUUUAACUCAGUAUCCUAUAAAUGAUGACGGUAGAUCAUUUUCUAGUAAAUACUUUUAUCGAAUUCUAUCAAAUGGUGAAAACAUACAGCGUACUUGGCUUAUGUAUUCAAAAGAUGUUGAUUCAGUAUUUUGUUUCUGUUGUAAAUUGUUUAAAUCUGGUACAUUUUCUCUUGCUACACAUGGUAAUCGAGAUUGGAAAAAUAUAGGAAAUAUUCUCAAAAAUCACGAAAAUUCGCCUAAUCAUAAAAAUGCAUUACUAAAUUGGAAAGAAUUAGAAAUAAGGGUGAAAAUGGGAAAAACUAUAGAUGAUGUUAACCAGGUGAUUAUUAGGGCGGAAACUGAACACUGGAAAGCUGUUAUUAAUCGUAUAAUAUCACUUAUUAAAAUUAUGGCUGGACAAAAUUUACCUCUAAGAGGCGAUUCUGAUAAACUCAAUACACCUCAUAAUGGUAAUUUUUUAAAAAUGAUUGAGUUUUUGGGUCUAUAUGAUCCUGUUAUGAAAGAGCACAUAAGAAGGAUAACUUCUGAAGAAAUUCACUCCCACUAUCUCGGUAAAAAUAUCCAGAAUGAAAUUAUUCAAUUACUAUCCAAAAAAAUUAAUUUACAAAUCAUAUCUGCUCUUAAAAAUGCCAAAUAUUAUUCAAUAAUAUUAGACUGUACUCCUGACAUAAGUCACAAAGAACAAAUGACUAUGAUAUUUAGAUUUGUUACAACUACAGAAGGUAUCAAUAAGAAUGAAAAACAUACAAACGUUUCCGUGAAUGAACAUUUCAUAGAUUUUAUCGAAUUACAUUCCACAACUGGGUUAAACAUGACAAAUGUUCUUAUUCAAAAACUAAAAGACUUAGAUAUACCUAUCGAUGACAUGAGAGGCCAAGGGUACGACAAUGGUUCAAAUAUGCGAGGUCAAAAUAGUGGCGUUCAAGCUAGAGUGAGAGAAAUUAAUUCAAGAGCAUUUUACGUUCCAUGUAAUGCCCAUUGCUUAAAUUUAGUUUUAAACGACGCUGCGAAUUGCUGUUUAGAUGCCGUUAAUUUUUUUGGUUUAAUUCAAGAGAUUUAUGUAUUUUUUUCGGGAUCAACUCAUCGUUGGAACGUAUUUAAAAAACAUGUUAGUAGUCUUACCCUAAAACCAUUAAGUGCAACACGUUGGGAGAGCAGAGUUGACGCUGUUAAAGCCAUUCGAUUUCAAGUUGGGGAAGUGUAUGAUUCAUUAAUAGAAAUUGUAGAAGACUUAACACUUGUGAAUGCAACUGGAGUAAAAUGUCGUGCAGAAGCUAAAAGUAUUGCUGAAAAAUUAGUUGAUUUUAAAUUUUUGUGUUGUCUUGUUAUUUGGUAUGAUAUAUUGUUCGAAAUUAACCAUACAAGUAAAUUACUUCAAUCUGUGUCAUUGAAUAUUUCAGAAACUAUAACACAAUUAAAGAAUACAAUAAUAUUUUUGAAAGAAUAUCGUACAGAUGAAGGUUUUCAAAAGACGUUAGGACAAGCUAAGACACUAGCAAAUGAACUUCAAAUUGAGGCUAACUUUCCUGUCCCAACUCGAAUUCGUCGUAGAACUACUCAAUUUGCAUAUGAAUCACGAGACGAACCUAUUCAUGACCCAAAACAAAGUUUUAAAAUUAACUUUUUCAAUCAGAUUUUAGACACUGCUAUUCAAUCAAUCAAUGACAGAUUUUCACAACUUACAGAUCACAGCGAUUUAUUUUCAUUUCUCUAUAAUAUAACUGAAAUUUCUGAUUUUGAUGAACUUAUGAAAAAUUGUAAAGAUUUACAAAUAGCCCUAACUUCAAGUGAUGGAUUAAGUACGGAUAUAGUUGCUGUUGAAUUGUAUGGUGAAAUUAUAUCUUUGCAAAAACGUUUUACUUUCGAAACGUGUGAUCCGAAAUCAAUUCUUACGUACAUAUGUAGAAACAAGUUGAUAGAACUUUACCCUAAUACUUAUGUUAUACUAAGGAUUCUAUUGACUUUACCUGUAACUGCUGCAACAGCCGAGAGGAGUUUCUCAAAACUUAAAAUAUUAAAAAAUUAUUUGCGAACAAAUAUAUCUCAAGACCAAUUAGUAGGAUUAGCCACUCUAUCUAUUGAAAGUGAAAUUGCUGAAGAAUUAGACAUGGAUGAACUUAUACAGAGCUUUGCUUCACUAAAAGCAAGAAAAGUCAAUUUUAAAUAA